Messenger RNA from Aspergillus sclerotioniger CBS 115572, 2280 nucleotides. RefSeq lists its product as uncharacterized. The record is from RefSeq and is a predicted model, not a curated record. NCBI's taxonomy places the organism in Eukaryota, Fungi, Ascomycota, Eurotiomycetes, Eurotiales, Aspergillaceae. The annotation marks the transcript as partial. The transcript has a single exon.
CGGAUCCUUUUUCCGCUCACUGUCGAGCUUGAAUCAGAACCAGCAGGUUUAUGAUUCCUCGCUUUUAGCACAACCUUCUCAUUCAAUUUCAUUAUGUUCUUCUUAAGCGUGAUUGCCCUCCUUGUGACCGUCACAGUCGCCGACGCCUAUUCUACAUUCGACACGACCUGUACCUUUCCUUCCUCGGAUAUCAAUUUCGUUUCGGCUCCAAAUUCUUGCGGCACCCUGCAGAUCCUCUGGUCGUCCCUAUUUACGCUAUUAGCCUGUACCUGGACGGUACUAUACCUCAAUGUGCCGCAGUAUCAUCGAAAACCACGCCUAUCAAAGGCUCGAAAUACGUGGGGGGCUAUCGCGUUUGCUGUGGUAUAUGUGUGGUGGCUGAUACAAAAGUAUUGGAAGGCUGCAGAAUGGUUUGCCAUAACCCUUCUGGCGCCGGAAUUUACCAUGGCCAAAUAUUGGGACGACUUGGCCAUCGCCAAAUCACUCAUGGAUCUAUCAGCAGAGGGAGAACGUCUAAAAGGAAAACGCAACUCGCCGGAGACUCAACCAAAUGACAAGAAGCCAGACCCGAAUAAGGCGAUCAGAACCCACGAAAUCUUGUCAGAGCUCCACUGGAGCCUGGACCAUAUUGCGUUUGCUAAUAUGGGAGGAUUCGCUCUUGAGUAUACCCCAGAGCCAGACACUGCGCCCAACAUUGACUCCCCGGGUGCAACCAGUGGGGAAUCUGGCAGCUCAUCGACAGGCAAUCCACUGGGCUCCAUAGUGAAAAGCUGUCUGUCUGCAUUCAAGGACAUUCUUUCAUGGUUGAAACCUAAAGAAGUCUCAUGGGACUAUCUACCGAGCAAGUAUGACCGCGAUCACAAACUGUGGUAUCUCAACGCCGACGACAUAAUCAAGCUUUGCGACUUGAAGGGAGUAGGGGCAAAGAAAGAUCGCGGCGAGCAACACGACGAGAAAGACGAAGAGAAGAAAGGCGAAGAACGGAAAGACGAGCAAACCACCCAGCAGAGAAAUCUGGAAACAAUUAUGCACAAGCUCCAGAUAGAACCAGCUGAGAUUGCCGAUCGCUCCAAGUCGGACAUCCUCAUGCGCGUGAUUGCCGUCGGUCAGAUCAUAUGGGUCAUAAUCCAGGUGAUCGCGCGGGCGGUGCGCCAUCUGGCAGUCACCCAGCUGGAGGUUGCUGUCGUCGCAUUUGCCCUCUGUGCGAUUAUGAUGUACUGGCUCAAUCGACAUAAGCCCAAGGGCGUGAGCCUUCCCGUUCUCAUUCCAUGCGAUUCUCCCGAUCCCGAUAUAAAGGAAAUUUUGAAGAAGGAACUGUCUGAGACCUCGCCAACUCCUCAACAAAACCCUCCCCAAAUCCCUAGAAGAGAUGGCCUACCGUGGUCGGCUCGCUUCCGCAGGAUAUUCCUACAGUUUUUCGGCCAGGAUGGACGAAUCCGAAGCAAACCAAUCCGAAAUGGGUUUACAAUUAGUGACGCGGAUGCUGGGCGCUCGGACUUCAGAUCUCAAUUUGCCGAUGUAUCUCUGAUUGUCGGCGGGGUGGUCUUUGGCGGAGUUCAUCUCGUCGCAUGGAGGUUUGCAUUUCCAACCCACAUCGAGCAGAUCCUCUGGUGGGCCGCCGCGGCGUGGUGCGCCUUCUUUUUUCCAUUUGUGGCCGUGCAGUUCUUCUACGUUGAUACAAUCCAUCGCCGGUUGUUUGCCCCAGUCCUCAGGAUCCUGUUCAGAGUUCUAGAUAAGCUCGGCCUCGAAGAUCUUCCUCUGGCUUUUGUUCCAAAAACCUUGAGGGAGAAAAAGGAACUGGAGUUGAGGCCAAGAUAUUUCAGAAAGAAGAACCCACCAAGAGACGCAGAAACGGGAACUCCGGAAGGUAGUGACGCAGCAGAUUCUAAACGCGUGGAGGCGGGAGUACAGAAUUUAGUGCCAGAGUCCUCGAAACAUGACAUCUCAGCAGCAAGCCCAGAAACGGCAAACCAGGCAAGUAGUCAGGAUACAAAGAAAGACUGGAAGGGUGAGAUCGACUUGUUGAUCGAAUGGUUCUUCUUCUGCUGGACCAUGUUCCUACUCGCUGUCUACGUUGUCGCAAGACUCUUCAUCAUCGUCGAAAUGUUCAGAGCGUUGGCUUAUCUGCCCCCGGAUGCAUAUUAUGGCACAUGGGGAUCCAAUCUUCCAGGAUUUGAUUAGCAGGAUCUCCUAUUUCCUCUGUUUCUCUUUAUUUAAUCUUUUCUUCUUUCCCCUUAUUUUUAUUAAUCUAUCUUUAUUUUUUUCGUGUUUAUGUGAGGG